AUUCAAGACACAAUUACAGAUUACUUAUUCUAAUACUAAAUACUAAAAACGAGUCUCAAAACUCUAUCCACACCGACAAUUAAAUUCGGCACCAAUUGCUAGAGAUUUAGACACAAAGUCGCCUUAAGGUCUAUCCAUCAGUCCCCGGCAAAGCCAGUCACCGGCACGCUCCUUACAGUGACUCAACUGUCAUCUACCAUCUGCUACCAAGAGAAAGGGGGGAGAGCCAUUGAAUUGAGUUCGAAAAAGAAAACAUGUGGAAGCUAAAGGUUGCAGAAGGCAAAGGGCCAUGGUUGAAUAGCACCAACAACUUUGUUGGUAGACAAAUUUGGGAGUUCGAUCCCGAUGCUGGGACACCAGAGGAGAGAGAAGAGGUUGAAAAAGCUCAAGAUGACUACCGGAAAAAUAGAUCUCGGGUUCGUCCCUCCGGCGAUGUUCUCAUGCGAAUCCAGCUUAAAAAGGAAAACAGCCACAUCGAUCUGAGCAUACCACCGGUGAGACUGGGGGAGAAGGAACAAGUGGACUACGAAGCUGUUACAACUGCUCUCAGAAAAGCUGUUCGAUUGGAUUGUGCGACUCAAUCAAAAGAUGGUCACUGGCCAGCUGAAAAUGCUGGCCCGCUUUUCUUCACACCUCCCCUGCUCAUUUGCCUUUACAUAAGCGGAGUAAUCAACACUGUCUUAACAGCAGAGCACAAGAAGGAGUUGAUUCGGUACAUUUACAAUCACCAGAAUGAUGAUGGGGGAUGGGGAUUCUACGUAGGAGGUCAUAGUACCAUGAUUGGCUCGACACUUAGCUACGUUGCGUUGCGUUUGUUAGGAAAAGGGCCUUAUGACGGAGAAAACAGGGAAGUGGAAAGGGCUCGAAAAUGGAUACUUGAUCAUGGUGGCGCAGCUGCGGUACCUUCAUGGGGCAAACUCUAUCUUUCGAUUCUUGGAGUGUACGAAUGGUCAGGAUGCAACCCAGUGCCCCCUGAGUUUUGGCUUUUCCCUUCGUUUUUACCCUUCCAUCCAGCAAAAAUGUGGUGUUAUACUCGGACAACUUACAUGGCAAUGUCGUAUUUAUAUGGGAGAAAGUCCGUGGGGCCGAUCACGGAACUUGUCAAAUCGUUGAGACAAGAAAUGUACACACAGCCAUACGAGGAGAUAGACUGGAAUAAAACACGCCAUAGUUGUUGUAAGGAGGAUAUCUAUUACCCUCACACAUUCAUCCAAGAUCUGCUUUGGGAUGGUCUUCAUUAUGUGAGCGAGCCGAUCAUAAACAAGUGGCCAUUUUCAAAGAUUAGAGAGAAAGCUCUUCGAAAAGUAGUCAAGCACCUGCGAUAUGGAGCAGAAGGUUCCGGAUACAUUACUCUAGGAGCAAUAGAAAAGAGUUUAGAAAUGAUGUGUUGGUGGGCAGAGGACCCUAAUGGUGAUGAGUUCAAGUAUCACCUUGCCAGAGUUCCUGAUUUCUUGUGGCUUGCAGAAGAUGGAAUGAAAAUGCAGACUUUUGGUAGUCAGUUAUGGGAUUGUAGUCUUUUGACUCAGGCCAUUAUAGCAAGUAAUCUAACUGAUGAAUAUGGAGAUGCUCUUAAAAGGGCGCAUUUUUACAUAAAAGAAUCACAGAUCAAAGAAAACCUUCCUGGGGAUUUCAAGAAAAUGUACCGUCACUUUACUAAAGGGGCAUGGACUUUCUCUGAUCAAGAUCAAGGUUGGGCUGUCUCAGACUGCACAGCUGAAGCACUGAAGAGUCUAUUACUACUGUCGCAAAUGCCACCGGAUGUUGCGGGAGAAAAAGUGGAUGUUGAACGACUGUACGAGGCGGUGGACAUCCUCUUGUACUUCUAUAGCUCUGAAAGUGGUGGUUUUGCUAUUUGGGAACCAGCAGUUCCACAGCCAUAUUUAGAAGCGUUGAAUCCUUCCGAACUUUUUGCAGACAUUGUGGUAGAGCGAGAGCACCUCGAGAACACUGCAGCCAUAAUUGAAGCUUUACUAUCGUUCAAACGCUUAUACCCUGGGUAUCGAGGGAAGGAAAUAGAUACUUCUGUGGAAGGAGCAGUGCGUUUCGUUGAAAAGAGACAGCAGCCUAACGGUUCUUGGUAUGGCUAUUGGGGAAUUUGCUACAUCUAUGGUACAUAUUUCGCACUAGGAGGGUUGACUGCUGCUGGGAGUACAUACAAAAAUAGUCAAUCAGUUCGUAGAGGUGUUCAGUUUUUGCUUUCCAUACAAAAUGAGGAAGGUGGCUGGGGAGAGAGCCAUGAAUCAUGCCCAUCUAUGAAAUACAUACCGCUGGAAGGAAAUCGAACGCAUUUUGUACAAACAUCAUGGGCUAUGUUGGGACUUAUUCAUGCUGGACAGGCUGAGAGAGAUCCUACCCCAUUGCAUAGAGCAGCCAAAUUGCUAAUUAAUGCACAGAUGGAAGACGGUAAUUUUCCGCAACAGGAAAUAACUGGAGUUUACAUGAGGAAUUGCAUGCUACAUUAUACCCAGCACAGAAAUAUGUACCCUACAUGGGCACUGGGAGAGUAUCGCAAACAUGUUCUUCUCCCAAAAACCUAAUCUCGACGGUAUAGUAUCCGCGUGAUUUAUUCUACAGUACUUCCGCAAUGUGUGUGUACGUAUAUGUUCGAAACAAAAUAGAACACCAGUUGUAAUAAUUAAAAUAUAUUACAACCCGAUCGACAAGGACCGGGUCGAAUACCGUGCAAUAAGAUCCGACGAGUAUGGAUGUAUUUAAUUACAUGUACUCUAUCUUCGUCGUUGUGUUUUUCAAGUAGAUUUUAACAGAGCAAAGCAGUAAGUUAAUAAAGCAUGUUUCUUGUUGGAUAUUUUAAUAUUAAAUUUCUGUACAUUUCUAGUGCUAGCUAGAUUUUUA
Rhododendron vialii is the source of this 2853-nucleotide messenger RNA. RefSeq names its product dammarenediol II synthase-like. Bases 255 to 2537 code for a protein of 760 amino acids. Gene Ontology annotation, biological process: triterpenoid biosynthetic process. The record is from RefSeq and is a predicted model, not a curated record. Lineage: Eukaryota; Viridiplantae; Streptophyta; Magnoliopsida; Ericales; Ericaceae. The transcript is spliced from 19 exons. Gene Ontology annotation, cellular component: lipid droplet. Gene Ontology annotation, molecular function: beta-amyrin synthase activity.